Molecule: messenger RNA, 543 nt
Organism: Candidula unifasciata
Lineage: Eukaryota; Metazoa; Mollusca; Gastropoda; Stylommatophora; Geomitridae
Source: the annotation of a GenBank genome assembly
AUGCACACACAAUUACCCUCACCACAUCGCAAGCACACACACACACACACACACACACACACACACACCGUCACCACCAUCACCACCGACAACAACAAGCUAGCUGAUCUCCUCACUAUCUCACAAUCUGUCACACUAUCAUCAGCAGCAAAACCAUCACCAACACCACCAGCACCUCCACCAACACCACCAGCACCUCCACCAACACCACCAGCACCUCCACCAACACCACCAGCCCCUCCACCAACACCACCAGCACCUCCACCAACACCACCAGCACCUCCACCAACACCACCAGCACCUCCACCAACACCACCAGCACCUCCACCAACACCACCAGCACCUCCACCAACACCACCAGCACCUCCACCAACACCACCAGCACCUCCACCAACACCACCAGCACCUCCACCAACACCACCAGCACCUCCACCAACACCUCCACCAACACCACCAGCACCUCCACCAACACCACCAGCACCUCCACCAACACCACCAGCACCUCCACCAACACCACCAGCACCUCCACCAACACCACAAUAA